Molecule: messenger RNA, 1280 nt
Organism: Magnolia sinica
Lineage: Eukaryota; Viridiplantae; Streptophyta; Magnoliopsida; Magnoliales; Magnoliaceae
Product: sister chromatid cohesion protein PDS5 homolog A-like
Exons: 9
Coding region: 9-872 (287 amino acids)
Biological process (GO): DNA repair; mitotic sister chromatid cohesion
Cellular component (GO): chromatin; nucleus
Source: RefSeq, a predicted model, not a curated record
UUUCCUCCAUGCAAUCUCUUGAAAUGGAUGAAGAGCUCCAGGAUUGGUCAGAAGUAAAAUUAUCCAAGGAGAAAAGCAAGGUAGAGCCCACAAAGUCGGACUUUUUGCUAUCACUAUCGCCAACAACUAAAAGCUCGUCAAGACGUAAAAAGAAAGGCAUUGUGCGACAUUUGAAUGACAUGGGUGAUUCAGAAACUCUCAGCCAUGAGCCAGAGGAGUCCUCUUUGCUGGUAGAAAAUGAUGAAAAGAACUCGAUUGGUAAUUUCAAGAGCCCCAUGGGUGCUAACAAAAAGCGAAAAAGACGAAGUAUUGCCAGAUUGGCAAUGUGUUCAACAAAGAGAUCUGAAAAACAGGACUCGGAAUUGGUUGGGUGCAGAGUUAAAGUUUGGUGGCCAAUAGAUAAACAGUUUUAUGAAGGUGUUGUGCAAUCUUAUAACCCAGGAAAGAAGAAACAUGUGAUACUAUAUAAUGAUGGAGAUGUGGAAGUUCUCCAGUUAGAUAAGGAGCAGUGGGAGGUUAUUAGUGAAGGUUCCGAGCCUAGCAAGCGACUUAAAUCAUCAAAUGUUUCCCCAUCCAAAGGAAUAUUCAGGAGGAAAACAACUAUAAAGAAAAAUGUAAAGAAUAGCCAUAGUGGAAUGUCAGAAAGCAACAUUGGUGCUAAUGCUAGCAAUUACGCUGAAGGAAGAGCUACCCCUGAAUUAUCAGAAUCUCACCCCGACACUAGUCCUGAAGUCAAUGAAGUUAAUUCAGAUGAUUUUGCAAACGAACAAGCAUCUCCUUCAGCAGCCGCGAAGGAGGAGCAACGAGAGGCCCCAGCAGACCUAGAAGAAUCGGACAGAAGAGAAAAUGGAUUCUUCCGACAGAGGAGCUGAAGGAGAUUCGGAUGAUGAACCCCUUAGUAUGUGGAAGGUACCAGGAGCAAAAGUAGCCUAGAGCUUGAAGACUGGCCUUCUCUUUGAAAACUCAAAUGUUGGAUUUGGCUUUGUUGCCGUUGUCCCAACCAUGGUCUGUCGAUCUGAGUUGCUGAAGGAAGACGGACGUUUUGGUACCUACAAUAGAUGCUGCUAAUAAACUAUAGUAACACAAAUGCUGUGAUAAGGGCCAUGAAUAUGUAAUUUUCCCGGUUAUUGUAUGUAGCAUGCGUUUGUAGCCAUCUUAUGUAGAGUAGUUUAACCACUCAUCUUGGAUAGGUCAUAGCCAAAAAAUUACACAUCCAACAAUCCUAACCAUCUGAUUUGUUCCUUCAAAUGGACUGUUGAAAGGAAUCAUCUUGUGUGCGA